GAGCAAGUGUGGUUUUAUAGAUAGAGCUAGAAGGUGGUUUCAUCUGUAGGAGGGCUUGAAGAAAGCAGAAAGGAGGCAGAUUGGGUGGCCCACACCUACAGUCCCAACAGGGGCGGAGGCAGGAUUGAGUUUUCAAGGCCAGCUUGAACUACACAGCAAGACCCUAUCUCUGAAAACCAACACAAACAAGAAACUGGGCUGACUGGGAAAUUUGGCUCUUAUUCUAAUCCUGAUUUUUAGGUCAGAUAAGCACUUUAGUUUCAGCUUGGUGACAUGGCACUUUACCUUGAGUGACUCCAUUGUGAUUUUUUUUGCCUAGUCUGUUGGGGCCUAGGAUAUGAGUCCAAACAAUGGCCUCCUGUGAUUCAUAUUCAAUAACACUCAAAGGUAACAAAAAGUUUGGUUCUUCAUCCCCUUCCAGGAUAGUCACAUAUUACGAGCAACACAAGGUCCAACUCCAUUAGUAAAGCCUCCUAAUUCCGGUGUUCAGGGAGGCGCAGAUGGGAAGAAGCGGUGGGUCCUGAGACUCCUCAGACUCUGGGUCAGGGAUAGAGCAAGGGCCUGGCAGGAUGGCACCGCCACAGGGAACGGGAACGAGGGCCAGACCUGGCUCAGGGCUGGCACGACUGAACGGUUGCGGUAGGAAACAAAGGCUGCUGGAAAACCUGCCUUAAAAGCCGAAAGCCCGUGCUCUAACUUUAUUCAGUUGAGCGGAUUCGCCGAUUUCCUUUUAAAGAACAGCGAGCUCAGGGGCCCCGCGCCUUGCCCGGCCAGCCCUGCGCGCUACGCGCUGAGCCCGCAGCCUGCGAAACUUCUGACUCCCGGCACCCGAGCUUCCUGCACCUCUUUCCUCCCACGCAGGUUUCCUGUUCCUUCGCCUUUCUGGAACGGCGGGCAAGCCAGCCGACCUUCCUCGCCCCAACACUUCCACAGGCCCGGCGGGGCUGGCAGCGCGGCGGCGCAGGGGUCACAGGGCGGAGGAGCGGCGCGGGGCGGGGUUCCCGGGGCGGAAGUGCGGCUGCGCGGUCCGAGGCCGCGCGGGGGACGCCGGAAGAGCGACUCACAGCCCCGCGUCCCUGGGCCCAGGCCUGGUAGGCGCCCACCUCCCGCGUCAUGGCGGCCGAGGAGGUGGUUCAGAUCCGCCUGGAGGGCCGCUGCUACCCGGUGAGCAAGAAGAAGCUGCUGGAGCAGAGCGACUACUUCCGCGCGCUCUACCGCUCCGGCAUGCGCGAGGCGCGGGGCGCCGAGGCCGGGGGUCCCGAGGUGCAGCAGCUGCGCGGCCUGAGCGCGCCCGGCCUGCGCCUGGUGCUGGACUUCAUCGACGGCGGCGGGGCGCGCGAGGGCGGGCUGCUGGGCGCGGCACCGGGCGACGAGGACGCGGACGAGGCGGGCCUGCUGUCCGGCCUAGUGGAGGCCGCCUCCUUCCUGCAGGUCACGGCGCUGUUGCGGCUGCUGCUGUCCCAGGUGCGGCUCGGUAACUGCCUGGAGCUGCACCGCCUGGCGCAGGUGCACGGGCUGCCCGACCUGCAGGAGGCCUGCCUGCACUUCAUGGGCGCCCACUUCCACCAGGUGCUGCGCCAGCCCCACUUCCCGCUCCUGGCGACGGGGGACCCCGGCCUGCAGCAGAGGCUGAGGGAGGCCCGCAUGACGGGGACACCGGUCCUCGUGGCUCUGGGGGACUUUCUGGGGGGGCCGCUGGCGCCUCAUCCCUACCAGGGGGAGCCCCCGUCCAUGCUCAGGUACGACGAGACGACGGAGCGCUGGUUCCCGCUGGCCAGCAACCUUCCCCCGGACCUGGUGAACGUCAGGGGCUACGGGGCCGCGGUCCUGGACAAUUACCUCUUCAUCGUGGGCGGGUACAGGAUCAGCAGCCAGGAGAUCUCUGCCGCUCACUCCUACAACCCCAGCACUAAUGAAUGGCUCCAGGUGGCCUCCAUGAACCAGAAGAGGUCUAACUUCAAACUCGUGGCUGUUAAUUCCAAACUCUACGCCAUUGGCGGGCAGGCUGUUUCUAAUGUUGAGUGUUACAGUCCCGAGCAGGAUUCGUGGAAUUUUGUGGCACCAUUACCAAAUCCCCUGGCCGAGUUCUCUGCGUGUGAGUGUAAGGGGCGGAUCUACGUCAUUGGAGGCUACACCACUCGAGAGCGAAACAUGCACAUUUUGCAGUACUGCCCCUCCUCCGACGUCUGGAUGCGCUUUGAAACGUGUGACGUCCACAUUCGGAAGCAGCAGAUGGUGUCAGUGGAGGAGACCAUCUACAUUGUGGGCGGGUGUCUCCACGAACUGGGGUCUAACCGCAGAAGCAGCCAGAGUGAGGACAUGCUCACUGUGCAGUCCUACAACGUUGUCACUCGGCAGUGGCUCUACCUCAAGGAGAACACUUCCAAAUCGGGCCUCAACCUGACCUGUGCGCUCCAUAACGAUGGUAUCUACAUCAUGAGCAGAGAUGUCACGCUCUCGACCAGCUUGGAACAUCGCGUUUUCCUUAAGUACAACAUCUUUUCGGACAGCUGGGAAGCGUUUCGGCGUUUCCCAGCCUUUGGACAUAACUUGCUGGUUUCCUCUCUUUAUCUGCCCAAUAAGGCAGAAACAUGACUGAAUUGACAUAGCACUUUUUAAAAGCCUCGUUCAAAACGUAUACACACAUGCACACCACAUGCAUACAGAAGGGAGACACUGAUUUCUAAGGGAAAUGUGUGUUAAAGUAGUCACAUGCCAGUAACAGCUGUAAAUAAGCUUACUCGAACCAAUUACUUGAAAGUUGUGAAAAAAAGAGACCAACUUUAUUAUAUUUUAAAUUACUGGUUUUUAAAUUAUGGGAACAAAUCCGUGAUAUGUUUUCAUCAAAACAUGGUAGUAGAGUCAGUGACUGAAAUAGAUCAUUAAAAACUAGAUUCAUUGUGUCUGCUUGGUAAGGAGCUAACUGAGAUGAAUGGUGAACACAGUUUUUAAACCUGAUUUAUUUAGGUUACUUGAAAUAACCGUAAUAUUUUAAGUGAGAGAUACUCCUUUCUGUUUAUCAUUUCAUGUCGUUUUGUGUCAAACAUUCAUAUUGCCAUUUCUCCGUCCCCUGGUGAAACCCGCAGAUACUUCCAGCGUGUAUAUAAGAGGGUCAUGUGCUCAAGACAUUUUAUUCAUGCACUGCUUUUCAGGAAACCCAUAAUAAUGAAAUGUUAAAGUGGAUCCUGGAAUGCAUUCAUUCCCACCACAACUUACGUGAAUUCAUUCCCAGCUAUUUUUCCAGUUUUUUCCUAGUUAUAGAUGCUGAAUAAGUGGACUGAUAAAAUUUCUUAAUUCACACGUGGCAAAUUGCAGAUCUAUGUUGGUCACAAAAAAAUUGCACUGCCAGGCAUUCUGUGUUUUAAAGAAAGAGCAUAAAAGAAUGGGUAGGAACAUACAUUUUUAAACUUGAGUCUUAAGUGAAAAGGAAAGGAAGUACGUAUAAAAAAGUUUGCCUUUUCAAGUUCCUUUAUUGACUGUUUAACUUAGUUCUUGCUUAAAGUUUGAAACAAAACUUUAUCAUGUUUAAAUUGGAUGCUAGCUUUGUAAUUCAUGUUUUGCUUUUGUGGGGUAAAAUGAGGAUGGCUUGAAGCAUUUGUGCUGGAAAGGAGGGAAGAAGUUCUACAUGUGGACCGCUCUGGUGGUAUUCCUGAAGUUAGGAAGGGUGCUGACUGCGCUGGUGGGGAGCACAUGCCAUGCACACAGCACUAUUAGUGAGCAGCUCAAGCAAUUCCACUAAGCCAGUUAACAGUGAGUAAAAUGUCUGCCAAUCACAGAUUGGUGAUUUGUAGAAACACAUACCUAGGCUGAGGGUGUAGGUUGGUGGUAGAGCACAUGCAUGUAGGAGGGACUGGGUUCAAUCCCCAGCACUAAAAAACAAAACAACUUAGAAAAUUUUUAUUUUAAUUAAAAAACACUUUUUGAGAGUAUCUGAUAUUUUGUAAUAGAGACUGGUGAACUGCAAGCCAAAGUCCCUUUUUUUUUUUUUUAAAAGACAGGGUCUUGCUGUAGUUCAGGCUGGCCUUGAACU
Messenger RNA from Chinchilla lanigera (long-tailed chinchilla), 4030 nucleotides. It is a transcript of the gene Klhl42, whose product is annotated as kelch-like family member 42. Gene Ontology annotation, molecular function: protein binding. The record is from RefSeq and is a predicted model, not a curated record. The transcript is spliced from 3 exons. NCBI's taxonomy places the organism in Eukaryota, Metazoa, Chordata, Mammalia, Rodentia, Chinchillidae. Bases 1114 to 2595 code for a protein of 493 amino acids.